AUGAACGAAGACUACAACGCAUCUACUUCUCAAGCUUGCUCCGUAGCUGAAGGUUCUUCAUCCUCUGUAAUGAUCAAGGAAGAACCUGUCAAUGACAAUGAGGAUUGGUCCGGUGUGGUUUCAGCUUUGAGAAGGCUUCAUUGUAAAAUACUAACACGGGAAGAGUUGGCACAGAGUCCUAGAGGGACACGAGCUCGACCAAGAUGCUCAGUAGAAGGUUGUUAUAUGGAAUCUCCGCAGUUUUUAUGUCGCCUCCCUGUAAACUUCGAGCUCGCUUUCCAUUGUAUAGCUCAUUCAUGUAGUACCAUUAUUGUUCAAAACCGACUUAUGACCAAGUUAUUCAAUAAGACGGUACUCACCAAGGCAUUUCUCAAUACUAAAAAUGACUUAAAGAACAUACCUUCAGCCGUUGUAGAGUCUUUUCCCUUCCACAUCUGUCAUAGGCAUUUUAUGCUUAGCCCUAAGUACUACUCAGAUAUUUUCUGGGAAGGUCGUCCAAAGUCCCUUCUCUUCCACUACCUCCCGAAACAAUCUCCAAACAACAUUCAUGAAGCAGGGCAAGUGAGACAACGAGCUUAUCUUCUAGUCAAGCUGAAUAUUUUUGACUCUAAAAUAUUGCCGGAUGUGGGGAUACGGAUACCCAGCGGCAUUGAGAACAUUCAACGUUCAAAAAUCUGUGCGAUAGCCGGUUGUAGUGCUAACCUUCCUUCUGGUGCUAAAGACUUCCAAAUGCUGAACAUUCCUCGGAUUUGGCAGGAAUUCCAUAAAUGGGAGAGAUCUGUAUGGUUUGGUCUACAGCGGGAUUACUGUUUGCCUUCAAUAGGUUAUCUUUGUGCUCAGCAUUUUACAGAUGUAAUGGAGAGUCCUGAUGAGCAGGAAGCUCCAAUUCUGUUCCAUAGCGUUAAAAAUACAACUAAUAGCGAGAAACCUUUCUGUGUAGUACCAUCCUGUAGGAAUAACAAAUCCCCGGAGGAUAAUAUACUUUAUGUUCCUUUUCCAAGUUCACCUUCUGAUCGCAGUUCUUGGGUUAUGGAAAUUAGGAAACAUCAUCCAAAUUUUAUUCUGAAUCCGAAGAAGAAAGUUGAGUGGGUUUGUUGUCUGCACUUCACUGACUUAUCGAGUUUGGAGUCCGCAAAACCUUCCGUUAAUUUAAAUAGUGUCGAGGUGGAAGAGCUGUCUAUUGGUAGUCCUCUUAUCACUAAGAACAGUUAUUCUAUGUCUCUCAACCCUCUAUAUGUUCCAUUGAGUACCAAUCAUGAAGAGAGAAAAAGAGCCUCUAAACGUAAAUGUUGUGCAGAAACAACGGUCAUCUUCACGAAGCUCGCAAAACUACAAGAAAAGUCUCUUACUGUAUUCAAACUGAUCGAACAAUUGUAUGUUUUAUAUGGAUUAACUCCAAUCAAAGAAGAUCUUGAUCAUAACAAGGAUAUGACAAGUCCAAUUACCAGCCAUGAUAGCACGCAAAGUAAUAAUCAGAAUUUCAAUAAAAUUGUAACUUCUGAUCUCAAUCAAUCACUAGCCUCGAACACAAGAACGGGUACCCAGGAUCUACAAAACAAAAAUUCACCAAAGACUCUCGCAGAUGCUCUAGCGGGUUUAAUGAACAGAAAAUAG
Auanema sp. JU1783 is the source of this 1614-nucleotide messenger RNA. Lineage: Eukaryota; Metazoa; Nematoda; Chromadorea; Rhabditida; Rhabditidae. The record is from the annotation of a GenBank genome assembly.